GAUGUAAACUUUCUUUCUUCGAGUCACAAAUUGUCAGCCUGAUGGAAUGAACAAAAAUAUUCAGUCAGCAAACUCAUUGCUAUUCCACACCAACCUGUCACCUAGAUAUCUUCAGAAUGUACUGUAAAUCUGCAUUCUACCAACCAAGCUUUGUACCUGUUAAUAACUGCGAUCACAGAAAUGGGGUGGUGAACCAUUCUUGAUCUUCCUCCUCUAGAACGUUCCCUGACGUGCUUAUAUGAGAAGCUGGAUUUGCAACAAAUCUCAGCUUCACCACUUCCAGUUCGAGACAAUGGUGAGCUCAGCCAAGGGCAAAGUGUGUGUAACUGGGGCCUCAGGCUUUCUCGCCUCUUGGCUCAUCAAGAGACUUCUUGAGUGUGGAUAUCAUGUGAUAGGGACAGUCAGAGAUCCAGGGAAUCAGAGAAAAGUUGGACACCUUUGGAAAUUACCUGGUGCAAAUGAGAGGCUCCAACUUGUGAGAGCUGAUUUAUUGGAGGAAGGGAGCUUUGAUGAUGCUGUGAUGGCUUGUGAGGGUGUCUUCCACAUUGCAUCACCUGUCCUUGGAAAAUCUGAUUCCAAUUGCAAGGAAGCAACACUUGGUCCUGCAAUUAAUGGUACCCUAAAUGUGCUAAGGUCGUGCAAGAAGAGUCCGUUUCUAAAACGGGUUGUUCUCACAUCUUCAUCGUCCGCGGUGAGGAUUAGGGACGAAACCCAGCAGCCAGAACUGUUGUGGGAUGAAACAACGUGGAGCUCUGUGCCACUCUGCGAAAAGCUACAGCUAUGGUAUGCCCUGGCAAAGGUAUUUGCAGAGAAAGCAGCAUUGGACUUUGCCAAGGAGAAUAACAUUGACCUUGUCACCGUUCUUCCGUCAUUCGUGAUUGGGCCCAGUUUGUCCCAUGAACUGUGUACAACUGCUUCUGAUAUCCUUGGCUUACUUCAAGGUGACACAGACAGGUUCACUUCGUAUGGGAGGAUGGGAUAUGUUCACAUCGAUGACGUUGCACGGAGCCACAUUCUAGUGUACGAAACACCCGAGGCAAGUGGCAGAUAUCUGUGCAGUUCAGUGGUUCUGGAUAACAAUGAAUUGGUUGGCUUACUCACGAAGCAGUUUCCGGUAUUCCCAAUUCCAAGGAGGCUCAGUAACCCCUAUGGAAAGCAGGCGUAUCAGCUCAACACAUCCAAGCUCCAGGGGCUGGGUCUCAAGUUCAAAGGAGUGCAAGAGAUGUUCAACGACUGCGUCGAGUCGCUGAAAGCCCAGGGCCAUUUGCUGGAGUGCCCGUUGUGAAAAUAGAGACAACACAAACAAGCCAUAGCCAAACGCGUCGCAACUAUGUCUAGAUCAUGUCAGUUCUCGAGUCUUUUUUUUUUCUCUUCAAAUAAUUCCUAUGUCGUCUCGUUACUAUUACCAAACAUCAACUGUCACUCGCAGAUUAUGCGACUACACGAAAUGUUUCCAAAUGCUUUCCAAUUGAUUCA
This is a messenger RNA of Triticum dicoccoides, 1476 nucleotides long. Its product is annotated as tetraketide alpha-pyrone reductase 1-like. NCBI's taxonomy places the organism in Eukaryota, Viridiplantae, Streptophyta, Magnoliopsida, Poales, Poaceae. The transcript is spliced from 6 exons. Bases 239 to 1285 code for a protein of 348 amino acids. The record is from RefSeq and is a predicted model, not a curated record. Gene Ontology annotation, molecular function: oxidoreductase activity, acting on the CH-OH group of donors, NAD or NADP as acceptor.